Molecule: messenger RNA, 4420 nt
Organism: Oryctolagus cuniculus (rabbit)
Lineage: Eukaryota; Metazoa; Chordata; Mammalia; Lagomorpha; Leporidae
Gene: ATP12A
Product: ATPase H+/K+ transporting non-gastric alpha2 subunit
Biological process (GO): sodium ion export across plasma membrane; intracellular sodium ion homeostasis; potassium ion import across plasma membrane
Cellular component (GO): plasma membrane
Molecular function (GO): ATP binding; ATP hydrolysis activity; P-type sodium:potassium-exchanging transporter activity
Source: RefSeq, marked provisional
CUCCGCCCUCGCACCUGCGGGCUCGGAUUCGGAGAAACGUGCUAGACUGGAGCUACACGUAUGCGUGGCGGUCUGAAAAAUGCCCCAGGCUCGGGUCUGAGGGGCCCAAGUCUAUGCACCGCUGGUGUGACCCCGCAGGGCAACCCCGCGGUUAACUUCUCUCCUGCCCACCCCUAGAGGUGUCUUCCUGGGAAGACGAUGGCAGGCGGUGCCCACCGAGCCGACCGUGCAACAGGGGAAGAGAGGAAGGAGGGAGGUGGGAGGUGGCGCGCUCCCCACAGCCCUUCCCCUCCUGGCCCUCGAGGGUGUCCGGUCCCACUCAAGGCAGCUGCGCAGAGCCUGUGCAGAAAACCCACCUGGGGCCGGUAUUGCACUCUGCUUCUCUUUCAGAGAAAGCUGGAAAUUUACUCCGUGGAGCACCAUGCAGCUACAGAUAUCAAGAAGAAGGAGGGGCGAGAUGGCAAGAAAGACAAUGACUUGGAACUCAAAAGGAAUCAGCAGAAAGAGGAGCUUAAGAAAGAACUUGAUCUGGAUGACCACAAACUCAGCAAUAAGGAGCUGGAAACGAAAUAUGGCACAGACAUCAUUCGGGGUCUCUCCAGCACCAGAGCUGCUGAGCUCCUGGCACAGAACGGACCCAACGCCCUCACCCCUCCCAAACAGACCCCAGAGAUCAUCAAGUUCCUCAAGCAGAUGGUGGGCGGCUUUUCCAUCCUUCUGUGGGUAGGAGCUGUCCUGUGUUGGAUCGCAUUUGGGAUUCAGUAUGUCAGCAAUCCAUCUGCCUCCCUGGACAGCGUGUACCUGGGCACUGUACUUGCCGUGGUUGUCAUUUUAACAGGAAUCUUUGCCUAUUACCAAGAGGCAAAAAGCACCAACAUCAUGGCCAGCUUCUGCAAGAUGAUCCCCCAGCAAGCUGUUGUCAUCCGUGACUCGGAGAAAAAGGUUAUCCCUGCAGAGCAGCUGGUGGUGGGGGACAUCGUGGAGAUUAAAGGAGGUGACCAGAUUCCUGCCGACAUCAGGCUGCUGUCUGCCCAGGGGUGUAAGGUGGAUAACUCAUCUCUUACUGGAGAGUCUGAGCCCCAGUCCCGCUCAAGUGAGUUCACCCACGAAAACCCCCUGGAAACAAAGAACAUCACUUUCUACUCCACGACCUGCCUGGAAGGCACGGCAACUGGCAUGGUCAUCAACACGGGUGACCGGACCAUCAUUGGCCGCAUUGCCUCCUUGGCUUCAGGCGUCGGGAAUGAGAAGACGCCCAUUGCCAUUGAGAUCGAACAUUUUGUGCACAUUGUGGCAGGAGUGGCCGUCUCCGUCGGCAUCCUGUUCUUCAUCAUCGCAGUGUGCAUGAAGUACCACGUCCUGGACGCCAUCAUCUUCCUCAUUGCCAUCAUUGUGGCCAACGUGCCUGAAGGCCUCCUGGCCACUGUCACUGUGGCCCUGUCGCUCACAGCCAAACGGAUGGCCAAGAAGAACUGCCUGGUGAAGAACUUGGAGGCAGUGGAGACCCUCGGCUCCACCUCCAUCAUCUGCUCUGACAAGACUGGGACUCUGACGCAGAACAGGAUGACCGUGGCCCAUCUGUGGUUUGACAAUCAGAUCUUCGUGGCCGACACGAGUGAAGACAAUUUAAACCAAGGCUUUGACCAAAGCUCUGGAACCUGGACCUCCUUGUCCAAGAUAAUAGCAUUGUGUAACCGAGCUGAGUUCAAGCCAGGAGAGGAGAGUGUCCCCAUCAUGAAGAGAGUCGUGGUUGGAGAUGCUUCAGAAACUGCUCUUCUGAAAUUCUCAGAAGUCAUUUUGGGUGACGUGAUGGAAAUUAGAAAAAGAAACCACAAAGUAGUCGAAAUCCCUUUUAACUCAACCAACAAAUUUCAGCUCUCCAUACACCAGACGGAAGAUCCCAAUGACAAGCGCUUCCUGCUGGUGAUGAAGGGGGCCCCCGAGAGGAUCCUAGAGAAGUGCAGCACCAUCAUGAUCAACGGCAAGGAGCAGCCACUGGACAAGAGCAUGGCCCAGGCCUUCCACACGGCCUACAUGGAGCUGGGCGGCCUGGGCGAGCGCGUGCUGGGUUUCUGCCAUUUCUACCUGCCAGCAGAUGAGUUUCCAGAGACCUACUCAUUUGACUCAGAAUCCAUGAACUUCCCCACCUCCAACUUAUGUUUUGUGGGGCUCUUAUCAAUGAUUGAUCCUCCUCGAUCCACUGUCCCAGAUGCAGUCACCAAAUGCCGGAGUGCAGGAAUCAAGGUUAUCAUGGUUACAGGUGAUCAUCCCAUCACAGCCAAAGCCAUUGCCAAGAGUGUAGGGAUCAUUUCAGCCAACAGUGAGACAGUGGAAGACAUUGCAAAACGCUGCAACAUCGCCGUGGAGCAGGUUAACAAACGGGAUGCCAAGGCCGCCGUGGUGACCGGCAUGGAGCUGAAGGACAUGAGCCCAGAACAGCUGGAUGAGCUCUUAGCCAACUACCCGGAAAUCGUGUUUGCACGGACGUCCCCCCAGCAAAAGCUGAUCAUCGUGGAGGGCUGUCAGAGGCAGGACGCAGUUGUGGCCGUGACGGGGGACGGAGUGAAUGACUCCCCCGCUCUAAAGAAGGCCGACAUUGGCGUUGCCAUGGGGAUAACGGGUUCUGACGCGGCCAAGAACGCAGCCGACAUGAUCCUGCUGGAUGACAACUUCUCCUCUAUCGUCACAGGGGUGGAGGAAGGCCGCUUGAUAUUUGACAACCUAAAGAAGACCAUCGCUUACACCCUGACCAAGAACAUUGCCGAGCUCUGCCCCUUUUUGAUUUACAUCAUUCUCGGGCUGCCCCUGCCCAUUGGCACCAUCACCCUCCUGUUCAUCGACUUGGGCACAGACAUAAUCCCCUCCAUUGCCUUGGCGUAUGAGAAAGCAGAAAGUGACAUUAUGAACAGGAAGCCUCGGCACAAGAAAAAGGACAGACUGGUGAACCAGCAGCUUGCUGUAUACUCGUACCUGCACAUUGGCCUCAUGCAAGCCCUGGGAGCUUUCCUGGUGUACUUCACUGUGUACGCACAGCAGGGCUUUCGGCCGACCUCACUGUUUCACCUGCGGAUAGCGUGGGACAGCGACCACCUGAACGACUUGGAAGACAACUAUGGACAGGAAUGGACGAGUUAUCAGAGGCAAUACCUGGAAUGGACAGGCUACACGGCUUUCUUUGUUGGCAUCAUGGUCCAGCAAAUAGCAGAUCUGAUCAUCAGGAAGACCCGCAAGAACUCCAUCUUCAAGCAGGGGCUCUUCAGAAAUAAAGUCAUCUGGGUGGGGAUCGCCUCCCAGAUCAUCGUCGCCCUGCUCCUCUCUUACGGGCUCGGCAGUAUCACAGCCCUAAAUUUCACCAUGCUCAAGGCUCAGUACUGGUUUGUGGCCGUACCCCACGCCAUCCUGAUCUGGGUAUACGAUGAAAUGCGGAAACUCUUCAUCAGGCUCUACCCCGGAAGCUGGUGGGAUAAGAACAUGUAUUACUGAGAGCAGGUCUGUCUCCGAGUCUCCCAGCGGCACCUGCCUGGUGGUCUUCGGCAAGACCUCUGUGUAGUGUGGAUGUUGCCAAGCUCCACUCGGGAGGAGACUCUCAUCUAGAACACAGUGGUGAAGCUUCUUACUGAUCUGUUGUACUUCAAAGCUGAGGUUCAGCUGCUUGUAUACGAUUUUCAUCUCUAUCUCCAUCUCCUUACCUUAAAAGAUGUGGAUGUCAAGGUCAUGGUGUAGGGAAGGAUGUGUUUAUCUGUAUAUGAAGCUCAUUGAUGUCACACAGACUUGUGUAACCCAGGUGGCUGCUGGAGUCUGCCAUAAGUUGAGCUAGAAUUGCUCAGAUCUCCUUCCACACCCUGUCAAAGGCCUGGUGAGCUCCGUAGGAUUUCUGUGAAUCCCCCUGAAACAUAACUUUUGGGGUUUGCUUUGCUCAGCUGAGGGUGUGAGUUGAAGUGUGGCAGCAGGAACACCUCAGAACAGCAAAGACAGCCCCCGUUUUGACUCCCAGACACUUUGUUGCUGUGAUGGGUUCCUGGCCAUGCGGCCCCAGUCCGCCUCUCACAGCACUCCACCACCUGUUCCUGCAAAGCUGACCUCCAAGUCCAUUCCACAAACCUUAACUCAAACAUUCGUGGACCCAAAGGGGCUGUCACUGACUGGGACUCGGCCUCUCCGGAAAGCCACUGUGGUUUAGAUAGCACUAUUUAUUUCUUGUAGAUAGGCUGCCAAGCACUCUCCAGCAGCCAUUUUAUGUCAAUCACGUUUUUGUAACUUAGAUAUAUUUGUGUGGGACAUGAAACACAUACAUCCAUGUUGACAGGUUUUUUUUUAAAGUAAAAGAUGUUUUUAAGUAAAAUGUUUUAUGAAACAAAAUCUAAUUGUGAUGUUUUACUUAAUUCAAGUUUUUCCAGAAGGCAGGCACGGAAAAUACCAA